AUGAUUGUCAAUGAAUGGACAGCCGUCAAGCUCAUGACACAUGAUCUUUUUGAAAUGAUGAUGUUCUUGAAGACAGUUUACCUCCUUCUUUCAGUAGAAGGAAUAUCUUCUUUUGUUGUUUCUCCGCCCAUCGCCAAUACACGGUACCAUGACAAGAGCAUAAGCCUUUUCGGGUUGCUUGAUGAAAUCAACAGUGAUGAUUACAAUUUGAUGGAUACUUCAAAUGAUAGUUCUGGUGGAAUCAAUGAUGAUUUUGAGGUAUUGCUUGGGGAUCUCGUGUUCUCCACAAAUGAUCCGCGUAUUGACAUUAUGAACAACUUUGAUAGGGCCACAAAUGAUGACUUCAUCGCCUGGAUGGACAAGAAGGCUGAGAAUUCUGAUGACCCAAAUGAACGCUUGGCAAUGAAGGACUUAAACGAGAUGAUCGUCGACAUCAAGAGGAAAGUAGAGCUUUCAAAAAUGGCAGAAGAACGAGCAGCUAGAGAGGCCGAAGAGGAGCAGGAAAAAAUGAGUGUUGAAGCCGAGAAAGAAGCUGAAGCUGGGCGAAAGAUGUCAAACGCAGACAUUCUUCGUAAAGCUGCAAAAAUCAGUGAGGUCGAUGUUGGUGAAGGAGCAGAUAGUGUCGCCGAGAAAAAGAGCUUCUUUGAUCAAGAGUUGACACCAGAGAUUCGAAUGAGCUAUGAAGACUCGUUGAAAAAGUUGCUCCCACCUUACAAGGCUGGUGAGACACCUAUUUCUGUUGUCGCAGCGAAUUAUGACAAGUUCGAUGCACAAUUUGUCAAGGUGCUCACCGAGAGGUCGGCAAACGGUGACGAGGAUGCAGCUUCCCUACUUGCUGCUCUGGGAGAGGAGCAAAGCAAACGGAUUUCUGUUGCUACUGAAACUUUGAAAGGAAUUUUGGCACUUGGCGAGCGGAUGAAAAUGGAAGGCGCCGUUGUGAGGCUCGCCAGGGAAGGAAAAAUUGAUGAACCAUUCCUACUCUUGCUAGAAGCGAAUGAGUCUCAAGCUAGAGAUGCAGGAGCCAUGGGACCUGCAGAACUAAUGAAGAAGUUGAGACUUCGAGCUGCAGAGGAAAAGGACAAACUUGUGUCCAGCAAGGAAAUCCGGUUGAUAAGAAAGUUGCUCCGAGCGGAAGAUUCGAUAGAGCGCGAGAAGCUCUUAGAAGACGCAUUUACUCCAAAAGAAUUCUUACUGGUGGCAGGCACCCCUGAGAAUGCGAUGAAAGCAAUUGAUGGUGAAGUUCCAGAAGCAGAGAAGCCGAUGCCAGAUGUACCACCACCUGACUUUAUCAACGCUUGUAAAGCAGUUCUUCUCAAUUUUGGAAACCUUCAUUACGAUGGCGAACGCGGUGAUUUGGCCUCCAGGAUCAAGCAAAUUGCCUCUGAGGCCGAGGUUGUAGCGACGAGAAUUUAUGGUCAAGGUAUGACUGCUCGCGAUCAACAAGACCGCGCUUGGAAGGACCAAACAACCUCCAUUUUUGAUUUGGAGAGGAUGGAGCUUGAAGCGCAAGCCAGUGGGGAUCAUGCACCUUGGACAAAUCCUGAGCAGGGUGAAGAUAUGUUCCUUCCUGGUUUUGAUAGUCAAGGAAAGAUGCAAGUCGGAGGUGACUAA
Cylindrotheca closterium is the source of this 1611-nucleotide messenger RNA. NCBI's taxonomy places the organism in Eukaryota, Bacillariophyta, Bacillariophyceae, Bacillariales, Bacillariaceae. The record is from the annotation of a GenBank genome assembly.